CGAUGAGCGUUGCAGUAUCGAUUCUGUAGACCUACGUUCCUUUCCCUGCCACAGCUACGGAUCGCGGGGUCUCUGCACGCCUCGUCUGACACUCCAGACAAAAUGUGUCGUAUCUGCGGGCGCAUGAUAAAAUGUAUAUUCGAUUCCAUGCCCUCGAGGGCACCGUCGAGCACUUCAGUCAGAACGUUUCGACAACCUCAGCAAACUCGCUCCCACCACGUCUCGUCCCGUAGCCUCCUCCAGAGCGCACUCGACAUCUCACCGAAACCGACGACCCAGCAGCCCGCGACGUUCCUCCUCCCCUUCCGCUCCCGUCGUGGCCUUCACCAGGCGGCGACCCAGCAAUCCGCCAGUCCGGCUCACGACUUCCACAACACUCAAGCCGAGAUCCCUCCGUCCAGCUAUCUCCAAACGGCCACGUCCGAGUCAUCCCCGACCUCUCACUCCGCAACGACAUCCAUCUCUGCGCCCUCGUCGACGACAAACUCCCUCAGUCGGCCCUUGGUUCUCUCGUCGUCGCUCCAGACUCUCCUCCCCCGUCUCGCGGACCAGAACCCGCACUACAUCAUCUCCCACAUCCAUCGAUUUCCAUACAUGCUCACGGAAGGCGACGUCCUCCGUCUUCCCUUCCACAUGCACGGGGUAUCUCCCGGCGACGUUCUCCGUUUCAACCGCGCGUCCAUCCUCGGAUCGCGCGACUACACGCUCAAGGCCGGUGCGAAGAACACAGAGUCCUACGACGCCAAGCGAACGGGAGAACCGCAAUACAUCGACGAGAGACUCUUCGAGUGCCGCGUGCGGGUGAUGGGACUGGAGACCAACCCCAUGAUGGACAAGGAGAAGAAGAAGCGAAGAAACAGGCAUCGCAAGGUCGUGCACAGUAAACACAAGUACACCGUGCUCAGGGUGAUGCAGAUCAAGGUCAAGAGCUUGGAAGAAUUGAAGUCGGAAAAGGGUAUGCUGGUUCUUGAGGGUGCAGAGGCACAGGAAAUUACCGCGUGAUUUCCAGGUCUCGACUGAGAAAGGCCAGGAGACUUGCUAUAUCCAAUUGUAUAAUGGUUUCAAAUAACUGUCCCAAGUCCUUUCAGUGUUGGUGGAAGACCAAGGUACAACAAUAUCGAUUCUGAGCAAAAUUGCUCACGUUCGGAGUCCUUGUCGUGUUUUUGACAUGCGCAAGACUUUUGUACAUCUGAUAUAUCCCGUACUUACAAAAUCGUCAUGUAUACAAAGAAAGUCAAGACAGUGUUGCACACACGGGUAAUCAAUUGUGUACUAUGUGAUAGC
Molecule: messenger RNA, 1284 nt
Organism: Exophiala oligosperma
Lineage: Eukaryota; Fungi; Ascomycota; Eurotiomycetes; Chaetothyriales; Herpotrichiellaceae
Exons: 2
Coding region: 103-1002 (299 amino acids)
Cellular component (GO): mitochondrial large ribosomal subunit
Molecular function (GO): structural constituent of ribosome
Source: RefSeq, a predicted model, not a curated record